ACAGGAUACGACGGAUGUGCGCAUGCGCUCUGUUCGAAAAUAAGGAAGUUUCCCCCGAGAUUUCGAUACAUGAAAACAACCGAUUUGGCACCGUAGAGGAGCAGUCUGCACAGGAUAACAUUGACUGUGUUAAUUAUACCUCAAGUAAAGAGCUUCUAAUGCAGGCAAUAAGAAGCAACAUGUUGGGUGUUGGAAUCUCCAACAACAAGGUCAAGUACUCACGGCUGGCGGCGGAUGAAGACGGUUACAUAGACUUACAGUUCAAGAAAAGCCCACCAAAGGUCCCAUACAAGGCGAUUGCACUGGCAAUAUUCCUGUUUUUGAUUGGCUCCUUACUGAUAGUCUUCGGGGCUCUUCUUCUCUCAGGAACCAUAAAGGUCGAGCAUCCAGACCGCACCAUUCCUGUCAUCGUCAUAGGGCUACUCGUGUUCCUUCCUGGAUUUUACCAUUUGAGAAUUGCCUACUUCGCCGCGAAGGGUUACCGGGGUUACUCCUACGACGACAUCCCAGAUUUUGGCGACUGACCCAAAUUAAAGCUGCUGAUUGGUGGAGAAUCCCCUUCCUCCUGCCACGCUGUGUCCCCUGAGACUGGUGCCUGCUGUUUACUUUGAGUUUCUGAAUGCAUAUAGCUGAUCAGGCGAACCUUUAUCGCUGUUCUGCCACGAGAUGCUGAUUUUUAUGAUUCUGUGUUGUGUAUUCAAUGCUAUGUGUUGUAUUCUCCUCCACACAGAAGCUCGAUGAUCCUUAGUGGCUUUAUAUACGUAAAUAUUCAGCUUUAGUAACAAUGAACCAAACCCUUAAUGAGCAGGGGACCUGUUGCUUGCCUGCGACAGUAUAGCAACAUGUCGCUCACUCAAGAGACGAUUGCAAACCUCGGAUGAGUGGGGACUUAUUUUUGGAGACUACACGGACGCCUUUAACUGACUACUGCUAGAACCUUGCACAGUUGCACAGCUGUUUCAUAGUGAAUCUUAAACAAAUAUUUAUUUGUGACUGUAGCCUAUGGCUGUGUUUGAAAUCGCCUACUAACAUGCUAUUCUUACUAAGUACUGUAUGACGUGAAAGUGAGUGAUUUUGUGUCCGCAGAUGUAUAGUAUACUACUUAAUCAAGAUUAAGAGAAGUAUGAGACGUACGCUUACUGCAUGUACAGGACUAAAGCGGUCCUCUUGUACUCCUUUUUAUUGUCCUAUUUGGAUUCUUGGGGUCUACAAGAAAAGGUUUACAUGCUUUAACGUUCAAAAAACACAGUAUCUUUCUCAUAAUGAUCAAUACUCUUCAGGCGAGAAAGUAAUCUUUUAGUUUCCCAAUAUGUGGUCCGUUCAUCCAAAUAUCCCCUAUUUGGUAAUUUGCUAUAACAUUUUUAACAUGUUUGACAUUAGUCACAUCAUAAUAUAUAUUACAUAAUAUAUAUAACAGUCUGUUGCUAAUGUCUUACUUAAUCAGACAUUUAGUACGCAGUAUACACUGAGUAUGCAGUAGGCAGUAUUACAUUAGUAUGCGAUCUUGAACGCUGCCAAUAUGAUUUCAUGUAAAGCUC
Etheostoma spectabile (orangethroat darter) is the source of this 1538-nucleotide messenger RNA. RefSeq names its product transmembrane protein 230. The transcript has 4 exons. The record is from RefSeq and is a predicted model, not a curated record. Lineage: Eukaryota; Metazoa; Chordata; Actinopteri; Perciformes; Percidae. Gene Ontology annotation, cellular component: endomembrane system; synaptic vesicle. Gene Ontology annotation, biological process: synaptic vesicle transport. Bases 15 to 524 code for a protein of 169 amino acids.